AUGGAUGAAAAAGGAUGGAUGAAGACCUUUCUUCAAUUUAAAGAAUAUAUUAAAACCAACAUUGAAGCAUUACGUGAGAUUCGUGGGUCUUUACAGCUUUCAAAUCCAGGAACAGUUGAAUAUUUGUCUCGAGAAGCUCAGCAAGAUGUAUUAUUAAGUCGUAUGAUGUUUACAGGAGCAAGAGCAGAUCUAGGGAAAGUAUUUUCAUGCAAAGAUGACAUAACAUUCCAGACAACACAUUCAUUUUCUAUGGGAAGUCAACAGUUUCCUUUGUAUAGUUUUGGAACAGUUUUUGGAACAAAAAAAUUUGUUGCAACUGGGAAUAUAGAUAUGGACGGACAGUUGUCCAUGCGGACGAGUUAUCAAUGGAUGCCCCAAUUGACAAGUAAAAUUCAGAUGCAGCUAACUUCCAUGGCUGGACAAUCUGUUGUACAGUUAGAACAAGAUUAUCAGGGACCUGAUACAAGUAUUAAUGUAAAAUAUAUGAAUCCGUCUUUUUUAGACAAUGGAUUAACCGGUAUUGUUGUUGCCAGUUUUCUUCAAACAAUCACACCAAAAUUGUCACUGGGAAUUGAAGGUGUUUAUCAAAAGCCUCCUUCUGCUGCUGGGCCCGAAGACACAACUCUAAGUUACCUUGGACGCUAUGUUGAAAAAGACUGGAUUGCUACUGCCCAAAUAGCAUCACAGGGUAUCUAUUCCUUAACAUAUUGGCGUAGACUCUCUCCAAAAGUUCAAGUAGGUGCAGAGUGCCAGCUCGUAACUGCAUCUCCUCCCAUUGCUCCUCUUGGUGUUAUCAAAAAAGAGGGUAUCACUGCCGUUGGUGCAAAAUAUGAGUUUAUGAAUAGCGUUUUUAGAGGACAGAUAGACACUGCUGGAAAAGUCUCCUGUCUUUUUGAAAAACGUUUAGCAAAUGCACUUAUGUUUACAUUUUCUGGAGAAUUGGAUCAUCCUAAAAACUCUGUCAAUAUCGGUGUCGCUAUUACACUUGAAAACAAUAAUAGUCGUAAUGAACAAUAA
Messenger RNA from Pneumocystis jirovecii RU7, 1017 nucleotides. RefSeq lists its product as uncharacterized. The record is from RefSeq and is a predicted model, not a curated record. The coding region runs from base 1 to 1017 and encodes 338 amino acids. Gene Ontology annotation, biological process: protein import into mitochondrial matrix. Gene Ontology annotation, cellular component: mitochondrial outer membrane; mitochondrial outer membrane translocase complex. Gene Ontology annotation, molecular function: transmembrane protein transporter activity. Lineage: Eukaryota; Fungi; Ascomycota; Pneumocystomycetes; Pneumocystales; Pneumocystaceae. The transcript has 3 exons.